AUUAAUUAAAUUGAAAAGUUUUCACUGUUUAAAUAUUUGAUUCUUAACGCUUUUACUUAGAUAUACAAUUUCAGAUACAAGUUUAUUUCCUAUUUAUUCAAUUCAGAACAUGGUUUUUUUCAAUCGGUUACCUAAUGUACUGUUUAAAAAACUUUUAAAGCAAAAUAUUUUUAAAAUUAAUUUUUUAUUUUAUUUUUAAUGUUAGGAAAUAAAAACCCGAAGACGUCAAGUAAAGAGAUUACGAGUAUAUUUUUUUCUAAACCGAGAGAAAUAACGAAUUUUUAUCGCGAGAACUGAGAGAAAGCCAGGAGGCGAAAAUUAUGAAAGUAGUGGCCCCUCUGUUGUUAGUGUUUGAAUCGAGGAAUGCAUUUAUGUUCUUAUAAAAAAUUUACUUUUUGAAUCUGUUCGAAAUCUUGAAUUUGACCUUCUUUAACUGAUUUUCUAAUAACAGUUUUUUACUAUAAAAAACUUCAUGAAACAAAUUUUCCAUAACAUUUCGAAUCUUUUUGAUUUUUCAAAUCGAAGAACCGAACAGAAGACAUUAACCGAUAAAAUUUUUUUUUUCUUUCGGAUGCUUAGAAAUUAAUUUUUUUUGGCUUGGCUCAAAUGAAUGAAUUAAUUUUAGCAUUUCCACUCUACCAUAAUAUUUAACAGUCGCAAGAUGUAUUUUGUUAUUAGGCUUGUUGCUUUUCAAAAGUUGUACUUUCGAAUCACCUUUUUUAUUUAAUAGAUUCUGCCACUUUCUUAGAAAGUCUUUCUGAGUGUAAGCGAUUCUUAAAAUUAGUAAGCUCAACACUUGAUAUGUUCAUUUCUGAGUGGAGAUCAAAAUAAUUUAGCGAAACAAAGCAAGAUAACUUUGUGUGAGCAAAAGUAAUUUGACCUUUAUCUUUUACAGUGCAUCAAUCAAUGUUUCAAAAAACUAUUAUAGGUGUUAGUUUAACAGACUGUUGCCAAUAUUUCUUGUAUCGAAAUAAAAUGGGUUUGGUAAAUGGAAAAUUGGCUGGGAAAAAGAGAAUUUCAAAAUUCUGAUUUUGUGGCAACCCUGUCUUCAGAAUUUAAACAUAGAGCCUUGAACUCAGCCGAAUUUAAAGAAAUAGACAAAUGAUUCCUCACUUGAAGUUCGCCUCAAAGUUACCUUAUAUUCAGAGUAAAGGCUAUGUCUCGGUCAAAAUAUCCAGCUACAGUAAGUAGCAAUCACAAUUCUUUUGAAGGUAAAAUACCUUUUUUAAUUAAUCUAGAUCUAGAUUUCUAGACCGGAGCACAUUAUAGAAAUGAGCGCUGAGCCACAAAUUCAUGAUGAUGUGUCAAAAAAUACCUUUCUUGAUCAAAACCUCUGUCAGAAUGUCAGCUUCAAAUCACUUCCAGCUUUAGAAACGCAAAAUUCUCUGGAUGAAAUUAGAAGAUUGCGAAGACACUCUGCAUAUCAGAGAAGAAAUAUUUUGCGAUCUUUUGUCAAAGCAAUUGAAAGAAGACCAAAGCGUAGACUCAAUCAAAAUAAAGCAUGUGCCGAUAGGACCAAUCAAGACUUGUCGAAAAAAUCGAGUCUUGAAUUAAAUAUUCACACUUUGCGAAACAAAUUGACCAAGGAGAAAAGUUUCGCCAAUUUUAAUAUUCAAAAACUUGGAACAAAAAUUAAGAGUCAUUUCAAAAAAGGAGUUUGUGAACCUCAAUUUUCUGUUCAAAAAGAAGCGUUUCUCAGUGAAAAAGGCAUUAUAAAAUCAAUAUGCCAUCAAAAUAAUAACGAAGCUGAAAAAAGUAUCUUAAAAGCUUUCCAAAAAUUGAAUAUUGACGAGGCUGAAUCGAAGCAAUUUGAGCUUCUAAUAAAACCAGGAAGUAUGGAAAUGUCUGAUAAUUGUACGGGGAACAGUGAAUCCACUAUGGAUUCUUCUGGGAGUCAUAUAUUCAAUUCUGAAUCAUCUGGUGAAAGUGAAAAGCCAGUGGAGAAUAAAAAUGGUGUUCAAACUUUAUAUACUCAGAGGCAAAUGGAUUUCAGUUCCGGAGACGAUGUCCAAAAUUGCGCUACUUUUCAGUCUGAUGCAAAUUGUGAGACAGAUAAUUUGAUGGCAGAAGAAUCUGAAAAUUUAGGGUCUAGAAGAAGAUCAGUUCAGUGGAAUGGAGAAGUCGAUGUUGUUUAUUAUGCGGGUGAUUCUGAUGGAGGCAAAGUUUUGGGACGGGAAAGAGAACCCUUGAGAGAAGAAGAUGACCAACAAGCUCGACAUAAAAGAUUCAUCGAGUUCAUGGUCAUGAAACAAAGUUUACUUUCCAACGCGAAAGCUCAUUUUCUCGACUAUUGGUUAUUCGCUUUCCCCAAAUGAAAUCACCAGAAUACGUUCGUGAAAAAAAGAAAUAUUUAUUUUCUUAUCUAAUUUGUACAGCACUUACACAAAUCUCAUUUUCUGAUGAGUUUUUUUUCUAUUUUUAAAAAUCUGAGUUAGUAUACAAGUUUUAUAAUUUUUAGUGGAGUUUUUGUUGUUGAUUUGUUA
Messenger RNA from Belonocnema kinseyi, 2483 nucleotides. RefSeq lists its product as uncharacterized. The record is from RefSeq and is a predicted model, not a curated record. The transcript has 4 exons. The coding region runs from base 1272 to 2315 and encodes 347 amino acids. NCBI's taxonomy places the organism in Eukaryota, Metazoa, Arthropoda, Insecta, Hymenoptera, Cynipidae.